GCGAAGAGGAGGCGUUCCCCGGCCAUGUUAGGGUGUCCUUGCAGGGUGUCUUGUGCUAAACUUCACCAAAUAAUAGCUGUUUGUAUUUUGGCUGCAGCAGUGGCCAUUUUAGAUUAGUCCCACUUCCAGCUAGUGACCUGUUCCGUAGAUAUGAGGAGGAGACUAGGCACAAACUGCUCUCUGUGAUGGUAUACAGGAUGCAAUCUAAUGAGUGAUGGGGCACAGGCUGGCAAUAGAAAAGAGUGCAAAACCUUUUAUUUAUGAUAAUGAAAAUACAAAAGCAAGAGCAACAGCUCCCUAACCGGAAAGCACUUAUCUACACAUCAAUGUCCACUGCCUCAAUAUCCUGUGAACGCCAAGUACUUGCCCCAUUUUCUGAAUCUAGUCUUGAAGAUUUUCACCCUGUAACACUUCUAGACACCCCUUCUCGACUUCUGCCUGAAAAUGAACUGUUCUCUGGGCAGGACUCUUGUGAACUGGGCUCAGUGACCAAUCUUAAUGGGAUGGAGGACAGUGGAGGGGGCGGGACGGGUGUAAAGAAAAAAAGGAAAAAAAAGGAGCAGGGAGAGGAAAAGGAGACUAAACCAAAGAAAAAGAAGGAGCCCAAGAAGAUAAAAGAAACUAAGAAGGUGAAGGAGCCCAAAGAGGCCAAGGAACCCAAGCAACCGAAAAACCCCAAGGAGCCGAAGAAGCCAAGGAAGCCGAGGGAGCCAAAACCUCCGAAAGAGAAGAAGGCUAAUUCAGACACGGUUGCUAAAACCAAAUCUAAGAAAACAAGCAAAGAACAGGGACCAAUGCCAGUAGAGAAAAAGAAGAAAGGAAAGAGGAAAGCUGAAUUAUGUGAAGAGAGCCUGGAGAGUGAGAUGUCCAUGCUGAACUCUCAGAGCACAGAGGAGUCAACAGAGUCACUUGACAGUCAGAAACGGAGGUCUGGCCGGCAGGUGAAGCGUAGAAAGUAUAAUGAAGACCUGGAUUUCAAAGUGGUGGAUGAUGAUGGCGAAACUAUCGCUGUGUUGGGAGCUGGGAGAGCAUCUGCACUGUCUGCGUCCACACUGGCCUGGCAAGCUGAGGAGCCACCUGAAGAUGAUGCUAACAUUAUAGAAAGGAUCCUGUCUUCAAGAUUAGUUCACAAAGAGUUCACUCCUGGAGGAAUGCCAAUGGAGACGGAGGAAUUCUAUGUCAAGUACAGAAAUUUUUCGUACCUCCACUGUAAGUGGGCAACGCUCCAAGAUCUUGAGAAAGAUCCAAGGAUCCAGCAGAAAAUCAAGCGAUUUCGCAACAAACAAGCGCAGAUGAAGCAUAUUUUCACUGAGCCAGAUGAAGAUAUGUUUAAUCCAGACUAUGUGGAGGUGGACAGAGUCUUGGAAGUGGCUCACACAAAGGACUCUGAUACAGGAGAGGAGGUGACACAUUACCUGGUGAAAUGGUGUUCGCUGUCCUAUGAAGAGAGCACCUGGGAACUGGAGGAGGAUGUUGAUCCGGGUAAAGUAAAGGAGUUUGAAGCACUGCAAGUUCUGCCAGAGAUUAUCCGAACGGAGCGCCCGCCUUCUGAGUGCUGGCAGAAGUUGGAGUGUUCCCGCACAUACAAGAACAACAACGAGCUAAGGGAGUAUCAGCUGGAGGGCAUGAACUGGCUGCUUUUCAAUUGGUACAACAGGAAGAACUGUAUCCUCGCAGAUGAAAUGGGCCUUGGUAAAACUAUCCAGUCUAUCACCUUCCUCUCAGAGAUUUUCUUUAUGGGAAUCAGAGGACCCUUCCUUAUUAUUGCUCCACUAUCCACAAUCACCAACUGGGAACGGGAGUUUCGGACAUGGACAGAGAUGAAUACUGUGGUGUACCAUGGGAGCCAGAUCAGUCGACAGAUGAUCCACCAGUAUGAGAUGUAUUACAGGGAUACUCAAGGAGCUCCAAUUUCAGGAAUCUUCAAAUUCCAUGUAGUCAUUACAACGUUUGAGAUGAUUCUAGCAGACUGUCCAGAGCUAAAAAAAAUCAGAUGGAGCUGUGUCAUUAUUGAUGAAGCCCAUCGGCUGAAGAACAGAAACUGCAAGCUUCUGGAGGGACUCAAACUCAUGGCGCUGGAACAAAAGGUUCUUCUCACUGGUACCCCCCUACAGAAUUCAGUAGAGGAGCUGUUCAGCUUGCUCAACUUCCUAGAACCAAAUCAGUUCCCUUCAGAAAGCACUUUCCUCGAGGAGUUUGGAGAUCUGAAGACCGAGGAGCAAGUAAAAAAAUUACAGUCUAUCCUCAAACCAAUGAUGCUGAGGCGAUUGAAGGAUGAUGUGGAGAAGAAUUUGGCCCCUAAACAAGAAACCAUAAUAGAGGUGGAGUUGACCAAUAUACAGAAGAAGUAUUAUCGGGCCAUCUUGGAGAAAAACUUCACAUUCCUGGCCAAGGGUGCUAACCAACACAACAUGCCUAAUCUCAUUAAUACCAUGAUGGAGUUACGGAAAUGCUGUAAUCACCCGUAUCUCAUCAAUGGUGCAGAGGAGAAGAUUCUGGAGGACUUUCGCAAGACACACAGUCCUGAUGCCCAUGAUUUUCAACUGCAGGCAAUGAUACAAGCAGCAGGGAAGCUUGUGCUUAUUAAUAAGCUAUUACCAAAACUCCUAGCUGGUGGGCACAAAGUUCUUAUCUUCUCCCAAAUGGUUAGGUGCCUGGACAUCCUGGAGGACUAUCUCAUUCAGAGGAGGUAUACUUACGAACGAAUAGAUGGAAGAGUAAGGGGCAAUCUCCGCCAGGCAGCCAUUGACAGAUUCUGUAAACCAGACUCUGAUCGAUUUGUGUUCCUGCUCUGCACUCGUGCGGGAGGACUGGGAAUCAACCUGACAGCUGCAGAUACUUGCAUUAUCUUUGAUUCUGAUUGGAAUCCACAGAAUGACCUUCAGGCACAAGCUCGCUGUCAUCGCAUUGGGCAGAGCAAAGCAGUGAAGGUUUAUCGUCUGAUAACCAGGAACUCUUACGAGCGUGAAAUGUUUGAUAAAGCGAGUCUAAAGCUGGGGCUGGACAAAGCAGUUCUGCAGGAUAUUAACAGGAAAGGCAAUACUAAUGGAGUGCAACCACUAUCUAAAAUUGAGGUUGAAGAUCUCCUUAGAAAAGGAGCAUACGGUGCCUUGAUGGAUGAGGAGGAUGAAGGUUCUAAAUUCUGUGAAGAAGACAUUGAUCAAAUUUUACAGCGCAGAACACAAACCAUCACUAUCCAGACUGAAGGAAAGGGCUCGACAUUUGCUAAGGCCAGUUUUGUGUCUUCUGGUAAUAGAACGGACAUUUCUCUAGAUGACCCUAACUUCUGGCAAAAAUGGGCAAAGAUUGCUGAGAUGGACACAGAUGCCAAGAAUGAGAAGGAGAGUUUAGUCAUUGACCGCCCUCGUGUAAGGAAACAAACAAAACACUACAAUUCAUUUGAGGAUGACGAGUUGAUGGAGUUUUCAGAGCUAGAAAGUGACACUGAGGAGCGUCCAACAAGGUCACGUCGGCUGAAUGACAAAACACGGCGUUAUCUGCGGGCAGAGUGCUUUAGGGUGGAGAAGAACCUUCUCAUAUUUGGCUGGGGACGCUGGAAGGACAUCCUUACACUCGGCCGCUUUAAAUGGCACUUAAAUGAGAAAGAUAUGGAGAUGAUCUGCAGAGCCUUGCUGGUUUACUGUGUUAAGCAUUACAAAGGUGAUGAGAAAAUCAAAAGUUUCAUCUGGGACCUCAUUACUCCCACAAAGGAUGGCCACAACCAGGCUCUCCAGAACCACUCAGGUCUGUCUGCCCCAGUCCCACGUGGAAGAAAGGGGAAGAAAAUGAAGAAUCAAAUGCUGCUUCCAGAGAUUAAGAAUGCAGAUUGGCUUGCUAGCUGUAACCCGGAGAUUGUUUUGCAUGAUGACAGCUACAAGAAGCAUCUCAAACAACACUGUAACAAGGUUCUCCUACGAGUUCGAAUGUUGUAUUACCUAAAAGCAGAGGUUCUAGGGGAUGCGGCUGCCAAAGCUUUGGAGGGUGUAAAUGUGAGAGAUUUGGAUAUCAUGUUACCUGACAUAGAUUAUGUAGAAAUACCUGCAGACUGGUGGGAUGCUGAGGCCGAUAAAUCACUCCUGGUUGGAGUUUUUAAGUUUGGUUAUGAGCGUUACUGUUCCAUCAGAGCAGACCCAGCUCUUUGCUUUCUGGAGAAAGUGGGAAUGCCAGAUGAAAAUUCUCUGUCAGCUGAUGGAGUUAAUGAUGUGGCUCCAGAUUUAUCAGAACGGAGUGGUCCAGAAAAAGAGGAGAGUAAUGAGGUUAAGCCAGAACUACUGGAAGAGCUGGACACAAAUCCCAGUGAAAGAAAUGUGGAGCAGAUUGAUGAUGAGAGCAGUGCAGCCCAGGAGAGUCUUGAAUCAGACAAACUGUUGUGGCCUGUUGCAUCAGCUCUUACUGCAAGACUGCGUAGGCUCAUCACCGUAUACCAGCGCUGCAACCGCAGGGAACUGGCACGACCAGAGAUCUUGGCUCCUACUAACCACAACUACUGGCUGCAGGAGGAAAUGGUCAGGAGAGCAGAGAUGGACCCAAUAAUGAAAGAAAUGCAAAAAAGAUGGACUAGAAGAGAACAGGCAGACUUCUACCGAACAGUCUCCUCUUUUGGAGUAAUAUACGAUCCUGGCAAGAAGUGCUUUGACUGGACACAAUUCCGAGCAUUGUCCCGUCUUGAUAAGAAGACCGAUGAGAGCCUAGAAAAAUACUUCCACAGCUUUGUGGCCAUGUGCAGAAAUGUCUGCCGUCUUCCACUCAGAAAGGAUGAUGGUUCUGCCGAUCCUUCUCUUUUCUUAGACCCCAUAACAGAAGAACGAGCAGCAAGAACUUUGUAUCGUAUAGAACUUUUAAGAAAGGUUCGGGAACAAGUACUAAGGCAUCCACAGCUUCAUGAGCGUCUAAAGUUGUGUAGGCCCAGUCUCUACCUUCCCGUGUGGUGGGAAUGUGGCAAGCAUGAUAGAGACCUGUUAAUAGGCACUGCCAAACAUGGACUAAGCCGUACAGAUUACUACAUCAUGAAUGAUCCACAAUUGACUUUCCUGGAUGCUUAUAGGAAUUAUUCUCAGCAUAAAAGAAAUGGUGUGGACAACUUGUGUUGUCAUUAUCAGAUAGCUUCCAAAAUGUAUGAACCCGAUUGCCAUUUAGAGAGGACAUUUGAUUCUACAAAGAUAGAAGCUGAAAAUGAGAUAAAAAUUGAAGCUGUUGAGGAGCCCAUUGCAAAUCAAAACUGUAGCCCUCAGGACCUUUCCUGUGAAAACUUCAUCUCUCAAGUUGGAGAUAUGAUCUCCAGUAGCCACGAUGACUGUUCUCUGCCUGACCCUCUCAUGUGUAUGAUGUAUGAUGAAAAGACAUGUAAUAGCACUCUUUUACAAGCUACCUGUGAACAGAGCGCUCUCAAUCAGGAGAGCUUCUUGGGUUUGGAAGAAAAAAGUGAGCCGACUGAUUACUCCUUAAAUAAAACCAAAGAGGAGAAUUUAACACAAGUUGAGGAACCUGUUUCUAGAGAUUGCUUCCUGGGAAGCAAUGAACAGGAAUGUGAUCCUAUAGAUGGACAAGAUAGCAGAUUAGGCAAACCAUUUAACAGCAAUGAGAGUCAUCUCAGUUUAUCACCAGAAGAGGAUGAGCAACCACACGCUCAAAGCAUUGGCCAGAGGGAAGCACAGGCUUUAAAUGAUCCUUUUUGUACAAAUCUUGGUCAAACUGCCUUGAGCCUAGAUCUUGACUUUCUGGAACAUUCUGCUCUUAGUCCCAAUCUCAAUGAGGAGAAAGAUUGUGGUAUAAUUGGAGAAAGUCCGGAAAGCCCAAAUUGUGAUAUUCCAGUAGAGGAAAAAGAGGAAUGGGGGGCUGAGCUCCAGGAAAUUAAAGAUGACCCCAUUGUAAAAUGGCAUAAAGAGCUAAAUGACAUGAAGGAACUUCCUUUAGAAGAAGGUAGUGAAGAGCAAAAAGUGAAGGAUUUAAGUGUACAAAAUGAAGUUGCAAAAUUAGGUGAAGAUUGCUGUGCCCAGCCCAUGGACGAUAAAGACUCUGUGGAGUCCAAACAUAAAACUGGUGAAAUGCUUUCUGGCCUCUUAAAGCAAAAUGCUGGGGAUUUGAAAGUUAAAUCCCCAGAUGAAAAACUGUUAGAGGGGUCUAAAUCUCUUACUGAUGGAAAAGUUAAAGUGGAGGACUGUGAAGUGAAAAAGGAGAAUAUGGAGGAGGAAUGUAGCUGUAAAGAAGACACCAAUAAUUAUGGCAGAACAUGGAUUUGGAAGUCAGAACCCACAGACCUCCUUGACAAAUUUCCAGAAGAUGAGGCUAAAAUUUGCAGAGCAUCAACUCCUAGGGAGGCAGCGCAGGACUUCCAGGAUGGCCGGGCACCCACUAUUGCUCAACUUCUGCAGGAAAAAACGUUGUAUUCGUUUUCUGAAUGGCCCAAGGAUCGAGUGAUUAUUAACCGGAUAGACAAUAUUUGUCACUCAGUACUUAAGGGGAAAUGGCCAUCCUCCAGCCAGCAGUUUGAAGCACAGUGCAUGGUACCGUCCGUGUUAAACAGUAAUCUGUGUCCAAGGAGCAGCUAUACCACUGCAGAAGCACAAAAUUCAACAUACAGUAAUGGCUCUCCGGGAUCACAUGUACAGAAGCAUUCACAAGAAACAAUAACGGCUGCCGCAUUUCCAAAUGAUGACCGGAAACAUAGGCGACCAUUUGAGUUUGAGAGCGAAAGGUCAGAUGCCAAGCCCCGAGGAGCACAACAUCUCAGCACUUCACAUGGGAGAACCACUGCAGCAUUGAAUGGAUGGAGAGAGACUGCCAUGGAGCUUUGCAGAGAGCAGUCUGCUGUAGGCAGCUCUGCCUAUUCCAUCAAUAGCAACACAGGAAAAAUGGCUGCUAGUAUGAGUGGGUUACAAAGCUCUUUAGGAUUGGACUUGUCAGGAAUCUUGCAGGCUGGGCUCAUCCAUCCUGUCACUGGACAGAUAGUAAAUGGUAAUUUGCGGAGGGAGGAGUCUUCUCUGCGAAGGAGGAGAGGAAGAAGAAAAAAUGUUGAGGGGAUGGAUCUGGUGUUCAUGAAAGACAGGGGACUGCAUGCAGGAAUUGUGGGCCUGCGUGACGAAUCUACCCAUUUGGGCUCUGCUCACACAGAUGGUUCUGUCCCUACACAGUCUGCCACUAGUGCUACUAAGGUACAGGCAGAGAAGGUGAUUCCUAACAAAAGCCUCCUUGAGUGGCUGCGUCAACAGUCGGACUGUACAAUAGACAUACCAACAUAUGGAGGUAGUUUUUCAGAGAAACCCAAACCAAGACGGCAGCGUUGCAAAGACCCUAGUAAACUGGAAGUUAACAUCCUCACUGGAGAAGAAAGAAUCCCGAUUAUCAACAAGGACGCAGGAAGAAGGGGGUUUCUUCCUGAAGCGAAGUUUGGCAGAGUAUUGUCAGAGCCCAUUCUCCGUGACACAGGGCCGAGGAGAAGAGGAAGGAGACCUCGCAGUGAGCUUAUAAAGUCCCCAGGAGUGGUUGGAUCUGAUUCCUCAUCGUCAGGCAUGAACCCACUUUUUAUGAACGGCCUUAUAGCUGGAAUGGAUAUAGUUGGUUUGCAAAACAUGAGGAACAUGCAGGGUAUUCCACUAACUGGGCUGGUGGGAUUUCCUACUGGAUUCACAACCAUGUCUGCCAAUGACGACAUUAAGAACACAUUGAGUAUGUUGCCCAUGAUGCUCCCCAGUAUGGCUGGUAUGCCUCAAAUGUUUGGUGUAGGUGGAAUCAUCAAUCCUCCCAUCUCCUCCUCUGUGCCAACAUCUUUAGGAAGCACAAUAAAAGGUGGUGCCACAGAAAAAGCUACUGAGGACAAAGACACCAGCCAAGAAAGCUCACAAGAUACAGCACCUCCAGAUAAAGCUGUAGGUACCACCUUUAAAGAACAGUUAGAACCUGCAGUGACUACAAGCAGCUCUGUAGCUUUUAACCCAUUCCUUAUUCCUGGCAUGUCCUCAAGUCUACUAUAUCCUUCCAUGUUUCUGUCACCGGGCAUCGGCAUGGCAAUACAAGGCAUUCAGUCAAGCCGCUCAACGGAUUCAGGUGGCCAUGAACCACAACGGAGGAGGAGGAAGAAGGUAAAGGAUGAUCCCCAGACUUCUGAACCGGAGUCUGUGCCCUUUACAGAACCCACGGACCACGAGCAACUGUCUCCCAGUGGACAGAACUGUGUAGAUACAAGUGAAGCACCGGCAUCUGAGAAAGAGGAGGACAAUUCUGGUUUGAAAGAGACUCCGGACAAUACCAUUUAGAACUUUACCCUCAGAAAUUGUGACUUGUGAGUUCUUUCUCUCAUAAAUAUUUCUAACUCUC
Pseudophryne corroboree (corroboree frog) is the source of this 8313-nucleotide messenger RNA. It is a transcript of the gene CHD6, whose product is annotated as chromodomain helicase DNA binding protein 6. The record is from RefSeq and is a predicted model, not a curated record. Gene Ontology annotation, molecular function: ATP binding; ATP-dependent chromatin remodeler activity; protein binding. NCBI's taxonomy places the organism in Eukaryota, Metazoa, Chordata, Amphibia, Anura, Myobatrachidae. Bases 261 to 8252 code for a protein of 2663 amino acids. The transcript has 39 exons.